Temnothorax curvispinosus is the source of this 4975-nucleotide messenger RNA. It is a transcript of the gene Mctp, whose product is annotated as multiple C2 and transmembrane domain-containing protein. The record is from RefSeq and is a predicted model, not a curated record. Gene Ontology annotation, cellular component: synaptic vesicle membrane. Gene Ontology annotation, biological process: regulation of neurotransmitter secretion. Lineage: Eukaryota; Metazoa; Arthropoda; Insecta; Hymenoptera; Formicidae. Gene Ontology annotation, molecular function: calcium ion binding.
AGCAUCGAAAGUGGCGAACGUCUGCGGCGAAACGUUCCUCCUCGCCUCGACGUCCCGAGGCUCUGCCGCGCGCACGGGAAUCCGCACGGUAAUUUAGUUUGCGGGCGUUUAAUGUGCGCGGAAAAUGCGACGAUAGUGAUAACGCAUCCUGUUCCAAGCCACGCUUGACGUGUACCGUCGACGUACCAUCGACGUACCGUGACGCGUUCGUGUACGUUCACGUGUCGACAUCGCGAACACGUCCAAACUGAACCGUUCGAUCGGUUCUUUUUCUCUCAAACGCGCCUCUCUUCCUCUACGAGAAAGACGGAGUUACUCUCGUUUCGACUUAUCGCGGACCUACUGAUGUACCGUUCCUCCCAGCAUCCCCGAAAGACACCCGGGAAAACGUUCGGCGUGCGACACCCUUAUAGCACGGCAUGACGGAACACGCGAGGUGUCAUCUUUGCCAAAGUUAAUGAGAGAAUGGCGAGGAAUAUACAUACUUUUUUCAAUAAUAAGUCAUUGACAUCGCCGGGAGUCACGUGGACACUACGAAGUCGGAAUAUGUGCCGGUCAGUCGACGCUGUUGGGUCUCAUUAAUCCAUCGGCGGAAACAUGCUAUCGGAAUGCGGCGGGCUGGUGCACUUCAAGAAGAGACUAAAGCCUUGCACGCAAAGGUCUCGAGAACUAAUUCGCGUUUUUGGAGGAUAAGAUGAGCAAAAGUGUGGAGUUACUCGCUGGAUCGGAGGACAGUGAGCCAACACCUACGAGUAACACUCGCGCUCAAGAGAGAUCCAGAUUAAACUUGAACGGGAGCCGUCUGCUCUCGAAAAGCGCCACGGAGCUCCGGGACAGCGAGAUCGCGAACAGCUCGCCGUCGAGGCGAGGCGAUGGAUCGGGCGAGUCCGGCAUCGUCCAUCAUCAUCGACAUCAUCGGCAUCACGGGGCAUCGGUGGCCCAACGCACUCACACUUUCUUCGCGACUCUAAAGAGUCGUUGGGCGCGCAGCAGGAGCAAGGAGCGGAAGAAGUCCAAGGAUGCCGGUAGUGCACAGGACGCGAGCCAACUCAAGAAUCCCAGUGCCGAGUCCGAUUACGCCGCCGAUUACUCCUCCGAGCACAGCAGAAGUUCCUCAGCCACACAGAGCCCGGCCAGGCACUGCCUCAAUCGCCCAGAAUCUCCAUUGGCACGCAGUAGCAGAGAAAAGACUGUGAUUGUGCAAGAGGAUAACGCCGGAAAAUGCAGCGAGGGAUUCUCCAAAGGAUCCGUGAGCUUUCAGAAGGAAGAGCAUAUAAGCGAGGAACCUCGACGUUCCUUCAGCCAAGAGGGCGAUUUUCUUCAGGACGAGAUGACACGAAAGAGAGAACAAGCGUUGAGGCAACAUGCCUUCUUCCAACUUCGUUUACACAUAAGAAGAGGCGCAAAUCUCGUUGCGAUGGACAGAGGCGGCGCGAGCGAUCCUUAUGUGAAAGUAAAAUGCUCAGGGCGAUUGCUGCACAAAUCGCGAACCGUUCAUCGCGAUCUAAAUCCAGUUUGGGACGAAAGCAUCACCUUGCCUAUAGAAGAUCCUUUUCAGCCACUUACUAUCAAGGUUUUCGAUUACGAUUGGGGCCUGCAGGAUGAUUUUAUGGGGGCUGCUUUGUUGGACCUCACGCAACUCGAUCUUGGACAUGCUCAAGAUAUAACAUUAGAACUUAAAGAUCCGGACAGACCAAAGCAACAUUUAGGCGAAAUUCACCUAACAGCUACACUUUGGCCGAGAAAUCAACAAGAAAAAGAACAGUACAUUCAAUCUGUGUCCGGUGUCAACACAUUCGAAACGAAGUCGAUGCCUCCACCUCGAAGAAGAGCGAUCGACAAAACAUGCAAAAUUGAUAAAGAGAGAACCCCGAUCGAAGCUGCAAUCGUCGCAUCCAAAAUGGACACCGCGCCCGAAAUAGACUUCUCGUCUGAACCAAAUAUCGCGGGUGAACUUAACACUGCAGUGCCCGAGAUCGAAGUUACGUCGGAAAAUGCCAAAGUUACGUCUGCGAACGACGUCGUGUCCGCGGAGAUAGCGGCCACGUCGCCGUCGGAGAAGAAUUCCGACGACGCGUCUAAAGUCGACACUGCAUCUGAAAUUCACGUAGUGUCUAAUACGGAUGUGGCAUCUAAUAAAAUGGAUGUGGUAUCUACCGAUAUAUCAUCCGAUAUUGCGGAUGUGGCAUCUAAUAAAGUAAAUACGGUAUUUACUGAAAAAUUAUCCGAUAUUGCCGUGCCUCUCAGAGGUUUGCCCCGGAAACCAGAUCGACGAGAAAGACGUCAUUCUAUCGAGGUAUUAGAUCGAUCUGUGUCAAAACAUAAAUUCGAGAGGAAUUUUGCUGAGGCGGAAAGCGACGCUGCCGUGAGCAACGCCGGUGUUUCGGCGUCGCAUGGCAAUUUUUGCGGAAAUAUUCGGCGCGAGGAGGAGAAUUCGCGAGAAUCGAGUUCUGUCGCAAGCGAAAAAUCCAAGAUUCAGCAAACGUUUGAAAUUGAAGAACUCCCGAAGGUGAAACGAAUCGAAGAACUAUUUGUUAAGACGAAUUCCGAAAUUACGGAGGAAGGAUCGAGUGCUGUCGACGUCGAGAAAUCGAAGCUCGAGGAAGCAUCGGCGAUGAUAGGAGUUUGGAAGACGCGAGUGCCUGAAGGACUGUCCACCGAAAGUUUCUCUGGCAUCAAGAAACGGAAAGCAAAGGGUUCAUUAGGAAGUUGUCUAAAGCGGAAGGUGGAUUUGAUAGAGAGAAUACUGGAAGAUCAGGUGGAGCGAAUUUGGGACGAGAACGUGGAGAAGCAUACGUGGCUGCAACCGAUCGAGACGUGGAUCACCGAUCACCGCAGGCCCUCGUCUAAUUACACGUUAAUGCACUCUCAAUCCGUUGACGCGACCGACAACGCGACGGAUGUCAAUCAGGAUGCCAUGCCGGAACCUACGUACGAUUUCAAGUUCACACCGGCGACGGGAGAGGACGAGGAACCGAAGAUCGAGAGCAGAUUGACGGAAGGUCGACGAGCCGCGAGAGCCGACGAGCCGAGGAUCGAGAACAAGAUAACUGAACAUUUGCGAAAAUUGCGAAAACGUGCUGUUUCUCCAAAAUCGGAUCGAUUUGAACCAGCAAGUUUGAACACGCAGCUAAACAAGCAAGAAUUUGUUUCCCCAUACGUGGAAAAUGGAGAGAAAAAUUCAAAUGUUUUAAGUGACGUCUUGGAAGUGAAGGAAGUCAAACGCCAUGAUCUUCUGGACAAGCUGAAAGGCAAUGUUAAAGAGAAGAUGGAGGACAUUCAUAGGUAUUUUCAGAGAACUAAUCGAUUGGCGGACGUGAAUAGACGAUUGAAAUCACAAAUAUGGAGUUCGGUGGUGACGAUUGUGCUCGUCGAGGCAAAGAAUUUGUUGCCGAUGGACAUAGACGGUUUGUCGGAUCCUUACGUGAAAUUUCGACUGGGCACGGAGAAAUACAAAUCGAAAGUCGUUAACAAAACAUUGAAUCCAAUUUGGUUGGAGCAGUUUGACCUCCAUCUCUAUGAGGACCCGUAUCUGGGACAAGAGUUGGAAGUGACGGUUUGGGAUAGAGAUAGGAGUCAUCAGGACGAUUUAAUGGGCAAGACGGUAAUCGAUCUGGCGACUCUUGAGCGAGAGACCACGCAUCGGCUAUGUCGCGAACUCGAGGAUGGUUCGGGCACUAUCUUUUUACUUUUGACGAUAAGCGGCACCACAGCCAGCGAGACAAUCAGCGAUUUGGCCGCGCACGAAGAAACGCCGAUAGAACACACACAAUUGGUUCAACGAUAUUCCGUUAUGAACACUUUGCAGAGGAUACGCGACGUAGGUCACUUGACGGUGAAGGUAUACCGUGCACAGGGUCUUGCAGCUGCUGAUCUCGGUGGCAAAAGCGAUCCUUUUUGCGUUCUGGAACUCGUGAAUUCCAGAUUACAAACGCAAACGGAAUAUAAGACUCUCACGCCGAAUUGGCAGAAAAUUUUCACUUUCAAUGUAAAGGAUAUCAAUUCCGUCCUGGAAGUGACGGUGUACGACGAGGAUCGAGAUCACAAGGUGGAGUUCCUUGGGAAGAUAGCGAUACCGUUGCUAAAAAUUCGUAACGGCGAGAAACGAUGGUACGCGUUGAAGGACAAGAAACUGAGGGGCCGCGCGAAAGGCAAUUGCCCCCAGAUUCUUUUGGAAAUGACCGUCAUAUGGAAUAUAUUCAGAGCGUGCGUACGAACGCUUAAUCCAAAAGAAAAGAAGUACAUGGAGCCGGAAAUGAAAUUCAAAAGACAAGUCUUUCUGCGAAAUGUUCUCAGACUCAAAGCUAUCAUCGUAAUAUUCAUCGACAUAGGAAAAUACAUACAGAGCUGCUGGGAAUGGGAAAACAAGAUGAGAAGCGUCUUCGCUCUGGUCAUUUUUAUUCUUGGAUGUUACUACUUCGAGCCAUAUAUGAUACCGGGUGUGGCGUUAUUGAUUCUCCUGAAGUAUUAUCUGCUUAGCGGCGAGAGGAGCGGGUUCAAUCAUUGGAUUUGCGGGCAGGUCGCUGUGGUGACGGGCGCACCUUUGAUUUACGCAACUUCGCAGUUUCAAGAUCACGCCGAGAUCGGGUCCGACGAUCCACCGACCCCGGGGGACGACGACGAUGACGAGGACGACAAGGAUAAAGAGGAAAAGAAAAGUUUGAAGGAACGUUUACAGGCGAUUCAAGAGGUGACGCAAACAGUCCAGAACUCGAUUGGUUACAUAGCUAGUCUUUGCGAGAGGGUGAAGAAUCUCUUCAACUUCACGAUCCCCUAUUUAAGCUAUCUGGCGAUGCUUCUGGCGAUCGCCGCGGCGGUCGUGCUCUAUUUUAUUCCUGUUCGGUAUUUAAUCCUCGGCUGGGGAGUCAAUAAGUUCUCUAGGAAAAUCCUCAGGCCUCACUCCGUGCCCAACAACGAGCUCCUCGAUCUUAUAUCCAGAGUGCCUGACAACGAAGAAUUACUUAAUUAUAGGUGA